Molecule: messenger RNA, 381 nt
Organism: Candidula unifasciata
Lineage: Eukaryota; Metazoa; Mollusca; Gastropoda; Stylommatophora; Geomitridae
Source: the annotation of a GenBank genome assembly
AUGGUCACGGCGGAGGACAUGGAGGAGGUCAUGGGGGUCACGGCGGAGGACACGGGGGUCAUGGCGGAGGUCAUGGUGGAGGUCAUGGUGGAGGUCACGGCGGAGGUCAUGGAGGAGGACACGGGGGUCACGGCGGAGGUCAUGGCGGAGGUCACGGGGGUCAUGGCGGAGGUCAUGGCGGUGGUCAUGGUGGUGGUCAUGGAGGACAUGGUGGAGGACAUGGUGGAGGACAUGGGGGCGGACAUGGUGGAGGACAUGGGGGCGGACAUGGGGGCGGACAUGGAGGACAUGGAGGAGGACAUGGGGGACACGGCGGUGGCCAUGGACACCACGGCUAGAGUGUUUGCAAGCAGUAUUGAAAUUGAAAAAUUUUUAAUAUGA